Scheffersomyces amazonensis is the source of this 1047-nucleotide messenger RNA. It is a transcript of the gene RER2, whose product is annotated as ditrans,polycis-polyprenyl diphosphate synthase. The coding region runs from base 1 to 1047 and encodes 348 amino acids. Gene Ontology annotation, molecular function: ditrans,polycis-polyprenyl diphosphate synthase [(2E,6E)-farnesyl diphosphate specific] activity. Lineage: Eukaryota; Fungi; Ascomycota; Pichiomycetes; Serinales; Debaryomycetaceae. Gene Ontology annotation, cellular component: dehydrodolichyl diphosphate synthase complex; lipid droplet; endoplasmic reticulum. The transcript has a single exon. The record is from RefSeq and is a predicted model, not a curated record.
AUGUCAGAUUGGAUUUCAACCUUUCCGGGAUAUGAACAAUUAUUAACUACUGCAAAGAAAGUCUUUGGAAAAAUAAUACUGACAGGUCCAGUACCUAGACAUGUUGGUAUAAUUAUGGAUGGUAAUCGAAGAUAUGCUAGACAAAAUAAAAUAGAAAUAAAAGAAGGUCAUAGUCUUGGAUUUGAAACUAUGGCUAGUGUAUUGGAAUUAUUAUAUGAAUCAGGAGUUGAAUGUGCUACUGUAUAUGCAUUUUCUAUAGAAAAUUUUAAAAGGCUGAAUGCAGAGGUUAAAUGGUUAAUGGAUUUAGCCAAAUUAAAAUUUCAACAAAUUAAUCAACACUCAGAUUUAUGUGAAAAAUAUGGGGUAAAGAUAAAAAUCUUGGGUAAUAAAAAGUACAUGCCACGAGAUGUGGCCAAAAUAUUAAAAGAAACUGAAGAAUUAACAAAAAAUAAUAAACGAGCUACUUUAAAUGUUUGUUUCCCAUAUACAGCUCGAGAUGAAAUAGUUCAACUGAUAAAAGCAGUAGUAGAUGAAUCUACUAAGAAUCAUGAUCUUAUUAUUGAUGAAUCAGCUCUUGAUAGACAUUUGUAUACUUCUGAUUCUCCUCCAUUGGAUUUAUUAAUAAGGACAUCUGGUACUUUUAGAUUGUCUGAUUUUCUUCUUUGGCAAUGUGUAUCUCCAGAUUGUUCUAUAGUAAUGGUUGAUAAAUUAUGGCCAGCCUUUAAACCAUGGGAUAUGGCUAAAGUAUUAUUGCAAUGGAGUUUUAAUCAAUAUUGGUAUGGUCAUGGUAAUGGGUAUACUACUUCAACAGUAAGUGGUAUUCAAUUAUAUCAAAGUAGUUCUUUAAUAGAUUUAAAUGAUACAAAAUCAUCUAGUGGAUAUCAAAGGCAUGCAGAAUGGCAAGAUGAUAUAUCGGAAGAAGAUAUUGAUGCUGAAGAAGGAGAAGUUGAAGAUGGACAAGAAAGCUCGGGUAAUAGUAGUGUUAUAGACAGAGAUGAUGAAGUGGACACGGUUACUUCAAGUGAGUCGGAUUCUAGUAAGAAAUGA